Molecule: messenger RNA, 2916 nt
Organism: Trichoderma gamsii
Lineage: Eukaryota; Fungi; Ascomycota; Sordariomycetes; Hypocreales; Hypocreaceae
Product: TBC domain-containing protein
Exons: 3
Coding region: 1-2916 (971 amino acids)
Source: RefSeq, a predicted model, not a curated record
AUGGCCCUCGCAUCGAUCCGCUCAAGAAGCACCUCUCGAUCACGGCGAUCUGCUGACCCCAAUAUCAUUGGCCUUCGUUACGAAAAGACGAUACAGGCAGAGCCUCCCAUCCCGCUGCCGCCUCGAAAUCCAUCGCGCAGCACCAUCCGUACGCUGUCCAUACGGUCAUCUGCGUCGUCGCCCUCUCCUUCGGUGUAUGAGAAUCUGUCUCUCUACUCGCCCAGCCUUGUGGUCGUUGCACCUCCCACUGAGGAGCAUCCGGCGCUAAGAACGCCAGUUCGGCAAGCAAAACUCAAUCACGAGAGUUGGAAGCGAGACUCGGGUCACGCGCCCACGCCGACGUCGGCAACCACCAUCUUUGAAGAAGACUGCGAGGAAGAGGGAGAAGAAAGAAAAGAAGAGAGAAACGCGCAAAAGGCCGACAAUACCUCGCCUGGCGCCAACCACUCUCCACCUCGGUCAACCAACAUCGAUGCUCCUGUCGAUUUUGACGCUGUGCCACCGCAUUCUGUCCCACAGUCUCAGCACGGAACAGUUGUCGGCCCAGUGCCGGGUGGUUGGCAAAGUUCGAGAGGUGAGACAGUCGUUAUUAGGCCAGCCGCGUCUGCCCCGUCCCCUUCCCUGAAAAAGCUCCAUACUGCGAGCGUUGCUCAACAGCCAUCAACACCCUCCCCAUUGCCAUCGCCAGCCUCGCCUACAGGUAAGCGACAGAGCUUCCUGCAGCGUCUUAGCGUCUGCUCGUCUGCGCCGGCAAAGGGGAAAUUAGGCCUGGCAGUGGGCGAGGGAUCGCCUACCGCAAACGCAAACGCGCCGCCAAUGCAGCCCCUGAUGCGGGGCUCACAGCCGCCCCCAGCACCCGCUCAUAAGCAGCCACAGCGGUCGUCGCCCGGCAAUGCAGAAACGUCGUCUCUCGCACUGCGAGCUCGAGUUCGGGCGCACGCAACUGCAUCACUGCCAAACGCUGCCUCUCCGGCCCACGAAGACGCCUGCUUCGCUCCUCUGGGCGUCUCCAUCCCGACGGACAGCCUCCUCGAGGAUGAUUUUAUGGCCACACUGUCAUUUUCGAACCGCGGGAGCAUCAUGUUCGGGGGGCGACGCGCAGGACCGCUAGGCCUCGACGGGGCCAGUGACGCCGCAAGAGGCGAUGCCUUAAGAAGCGAUGCCUUUCCUUCUGCGCCCUCGACGCCCACCCAUGCACGAUCUGGCAGCGCCAGCGCCAGCAUCGACCGCCUCGAAUCCUACGCCGGCGCAAAUGCUUCGAAUCCCGCGCUGCGCGCGCCCUUGCCACCACCGCCCGACAUUCGUGUCUUGACGUCCGAAAUCGAGAAGGAGUCCCAAAAGGUGAGAUCGCUCUAUGGAGUCGGCGAUGCCAUCAAUUGGGAGGAUGGCGCAAGGCACUCGUACUGCGAACCUUUGGAGCCUACCCCAGAGCUCCCCGCGGAGGAGGAUGGGAAUGACUCCAUUCUACCGCCUCCCAUUCCUGUUUGGGGGACUCCAAGAUCCGUAAGAUCUGCAAGCUCUUCGGUUCACUUUGAUUACAGACGGGAUACAGAGCUGGCAGGCGGCUUGGAAGACUGGGAAGAUAUUGACGGCGCCAGCGUGGACCGAUAUGGCUUCAUCUCUGCUCCUCGACCACGAUCACGGCUUGGUACACCGACGGAAAUGAAGUCUGCCCAGUUUUCGCCAAGGCGGAGGCUACAAAAGAGAGAAUUGACGGGCCUGUCACCCUUGGGCCCGAGUAGGAAAAUGUCGGCGAGGUCACUCAAUACGCAAAACUCGGAAAUGUCUACAGCAUCGAAGCGCUCUUCGCGAUCGGUUAUCCGACAGGCUAGCAACCUACUGCCUCACAACCGAGACCGGCGAUGGCUGGACGAGGCCGGUGAUAUGCUGACGCUGCCACCUAGCCUCCAAGACGCUGCAGAAGAAGCCCAAAUUGAGAGGAUAUCAGAAACGCUCAAGCGCAAGGAGUGGGAGAGAUCGGAAAAGUGGCGCAAGAUGGCCAAGGUUGUCCGAAAGGGCGGCCAAGGCGAAGGCAUGGAGUUUGAGUUUGAUAAAAAGAACCCUAAGCUUAUUGAGCGAACUUGGAAGGGAAUUCCCGAUCGCUGGCGUGCUGCCGCCUGGUGGUCAUUUCUUUCUAGUUCCGCCAUGGAUCACGAGAGCUAUGCCUCUGAAGAGGACAUUGUCUCCUCAUUUCACCACCUGUUGGAACAAAGCUCGCCAGAUGAUGUGCAGAUUGACCUCGAUGUCCCGCGGACCAUUAGCAGGCACAUCAUGUUUCGUAAAAGAUACCGUGGCGGCCAGCGGCUGCUGUUCCGCGUCUUGCACUGCCUAUCAAUAUACUUCCCAGAGACUGGCUAUGUUCAAGGCAUGGCAUCUUUGGCGGCGACGCUGCUCUGCUACUUUGAUGAAGAAAAGUGCUUUGUCAUGCUGGUGCGCUUGUGGCAGUUACGAGGCCUUGAUCGCUUAUAUCGCCCGGGUUUUGAGGGCCUGAUGAAAGCGCUGCAUGAGUUUGAUGAGACUUGGCUCAAUAAGGACGUAGCCAAGAGACUGACCGAACUCAGCGUGGAUAUAACUGCGUAUGGUACACGAUGGUAUCUUACCCUCUUCAACCUCUCUAUUCCGUUUCCAGCUCAGCUGCGAGUCUGGGAUGUCUUUCUGCUGCUGGGAGAUAGUGCAGCCGAGCCGGCCAUCUCCAUCGGUUCCAGCGACAGUGAAACGACUCCGCCGACAGGGCUCGAUAUUCUGCACGCCACCAGUGCUGCCUUGGUACAGGCCCUUCGCGAGGUGCUCCUUGAUUCAGAUUUCGAGAAUGCGAUGAAAGCCUUGACAUCAUGGAUUCCCAUCAAGGACGAGGAUCUUCUGAUGAAGGUGGCCAAAGCAGAGUGGAAGUCGCAUCAAGGCAAGAAGAAGACGUAG